Molecule: messenger RNA, 1879 nt
Organism: Ipomoea triloba (trilobed morning glory)
Lineage: Eukaryota; Viridiplantae; Streptophyta; Magnoliopsida; Solanales; Convolvulaceae
Product: homeobox protein HD1
Exons: 5
Coding region: 475-1386 (303 amino acids)
Biological process (GO): regulation of DNA-templated transcription
Cellular component (GO): nucleus
Molecular function (GO): DNA binding
Source: RefSeq, a predicted model, not a curated record
CCUUUCAUGGUAAUGAUUCCUUUGCUGCUUUCUCCUUCUUCUAUAUGAACACUUUUCCCAAGUCCUCACACCAAAACAAAAAACAUUCAGAAGUUUAAAAAAUUGGAAAAAAAAAAAAAAUCAUCACCCACUCCCCGCUUUCUAACCCCCCUCCUCCACCCACCCACCCACCCACCUACACCUGUUUUUAGCCUGCAAAAUUGCAUCUUUCUUUUACCCUCUGCUUAUGUUUAAAAAUCUGUAGCCCUUCUGAAUAGUCUCAGAAAGCUUUCUUGUCUCGGAUCCCAAUAUAUACACACACAGAAUAUAUAUAUAUAAAUAAAUUUUUUCAUUUUUCUCUUCAGUGUGUAUAUAUUUACAAAAAAGGGGUUUGAUUUCUGUGGUCCUAGCAUCCAAAACCCACUUUUUCUUUUUUGUGCUUUCCUUGCAAACCCACCCUUUUGCUCUAUUUCUUGUGAUUUUUGAGGCGAGGAAAUGCAAGAAGAAGGGGUGGGGUUGAUGAGUUCUGGUGGCGGCGGCGGAGGGUUGGGUUUGGGGGAUAUUUCUUCGUCGAUGGCGGCGGCGUGCGGCGAGCAGCAGCGGCGGUUGAAGGCGGAGAUGGCGACACACCCGCUUUACGAGCAGUUGUUGGCGGCCCACGUGGCAUGCCUCCGUGUGGCCACGCCGAUUGAUCAGCUCCCCCUUAUUGAUGCUCAGCUCUCUCACUCUCAUCAUCUCUUGCGCUCUUACGCUUCUAAUCACUCGCCCUCUCUCUCCCCCCAUGAAAGACAAGAGCUUGACAACUUCUUGGCACAGUACUUGUUAGUUUUAUGUUCAUUUAAAGAGCAGCUUCAGCAACAUGUCAGAGUCCAUGCUGUAGAAGCAGUGAUGGCCUGCCGUGAAAUUGAGCAGAACUUGCAAGCUCUGACUGGAGCAAGUCUUGGUGAAGGAACAGGUGCAACAAUGUCAGAUGAUGAAGAUGAGCUAGCACUGCAGAUGGAUUUCUCUUUGGAUCAAUCUGCAGGAGGUGAUGGGGGGCAUGACUUGAUGGGAUUUGGUCCAUUGCUCCCCACUGAAUCUGAAAGGUCUCUAAUGGAGAGGGUUCGACAGGAACUCAAGAUUGAGUUAAAACAGGGAUUCAGAUCAAGAAUUGAAGAUGUGAGGGAGGAGAUAUUAAGAAAGAGAAGGGCAGGGAAAUUGCCCGGUGACACUACCACUGUUCUCAAGAACUGGUGGCAGCAACACUCCAAGUGGCCAUAUCCAACUGAAGAUGACAAGGCAAAGCUAGUGGAGGAGACAGGGUUGCAGCUGAAGCAAAUAAACAACUGGUUCAUCAACCAAAGGAAGCGCAACUGGCACAGCAAUUCCCAGUCAGUCACAUCUCUCAAGUCCAAGCGCAAGAGAUAAUAAUAAUAAUAAUAACAUCCAUUUCAUUUCUUCCCAUCCAAACCAAACCAUAGAUUGAUUCAUAAUAUAGAUGAUGAUGAUGAUGAUAUUGAUGAUCUUAAAUUAGAUAGCAGCGCAGCUUAGCUUGCAAGCCUGAUAUGUGGAUAUAUAGUCUUCGAUUCUGGCAUGGAAACCACUAUAUUAAUUGGAUAACGUACUUUACUACUCAUCAAGAUUAGGUAAGAAUUGAAGCAAUGUGUACUUUAAUUUUGUAUGUGGUGCUUAGUAGAAUAGAAUGGGUUUGAUUGAUUUCUCUAUGGACACUCAACUCUAGCUAACACCACUCUUCUCAGAGCUUUCCCUCUUACCAUAUGCCAAAUCAUUAUAUUCUAUUUUGUGGUAAGAGGGAGGAAUUGAAUAUACUAUACACUGAUCCAGUAAAUGUAAUCACUUUAUACUGCUAACUUUGUGCUUUUUGGAGUUGUGGUAUACAAAUAUAUGUGAAAUUGGGUAA